Messenger RNA from Cucurbitaria berberidis CBS 394.84, 618 nucleotides. RefSeq lists its product as uncharacterized. NCBI's taxonomy places the organism in Eukaryota, Fungi, Ascomycota, Dothideomycetes, Pleosporales, Cucurbitariaceae. Gene Ontology annotation, biological process: protein ubiquitination. The transcript has a single exon. Gene Ontology annotation, molecular function: ubiquitin protein ligase activity. The record is from RefSeq and is a predicted model, not a curated record. The coding region runs from base 1 to 618 and encodes 205 amino acids.
AUGUCAACCUCUUCAAUAAAUAUGGGCCGCCCUAUUCUCCGCCCUGCCGUCCACACGGCUAUCCACCGCCCCAGAGUGGAUGCGAACCUUCCAUCGCGCGACAGCUUCAUCGCCAACCAAAUCAACGUUACAACCGAAUGCAGCCUAUGUUACGAAGGCUUUGAUGAGAAUCAUGCCCCGGCUCGCAUUACCGGACCAAUGGCCUGCAAUCACGUCUUUGGCGCGACUUGCUUGCGAGAUUGGCUCAUGUCCGACCAUCCCAAUGCGAACACGUGCCCCAUGUGUCGAGCUACGCUAUUCCGCGGAGAGGAAACCCGCCAAGAGCACCAUAGAAGGGGAUACCAUAUAGAUGAAGACAACGAAGAGGAAUUCGGUUUCGAUGAAUACUAUUUCCAAGAUUACGAUGAAGGGACACCCUAUUUCCGGGAAUACGAUGAAGAAGAAAGUUACCCCUGGGAUUAUGACACUGAAGAGGAGAGCGAGAGCGAGAGUGAGAGUGAGAGCGAGGGGGAAAGUGAUAUUGAGCAGGAUGGGGACGAUGCCAGUGAUGACGGUACGGCCGUAACCAACGAGGUAGAUGCCCAUUUGUCCAUCAAUGAAGGUGGCAAAACCUCAUGA